UUCUUCACCUCUGCUCUGUCUCAUCCUCGUCUCGCUGUUGAUCCGUCUCUAAAAUGAUCGCAGACGCACUUCAGAUGUUCAGGAUUCAUGUACCUGGAAGCUGUACCUCGACGAUGUUAUUUGGAAGUAAAUAGGUUACCUCCGUGGACAAAGACGACGCAGAAAGCGAGCUUACCUGACCUUCCUGAAGCUUUAGUUAUUCUUCUGAUAAGCAAAUCAUCAUGGAUCUGUCAUUUAUGGCCGCACAGAUCCCUGUGAUGACAGGAGCCUUCAUGGACUCAUCGCCUCACGAUGACUACAGCACGGAUCACUCUCUCUUCAACUCCUCUGCUAGCGUCCACGCCGCCGCUCUGGCAGCUCACAACCAACAGGAGGAGCAGCAGUCCAUGUCCCGAGAUGCCAUAUGGCUGUGGAUCGCCAUCACAGCCACCAUCGGGAACAUUAUAGUGGUGGGCGUUGUUUAUGCCUUUACGUUCUGACCUCUAGAAUGAAACCAACUGAACUUUGGAGAUAAAUUCGUCCCCAAAUACAGGGUGCCGGGGCCCUCAUCAGACGAACAGUGUGUGCAAUCAUUCAAGAAAAAAAAAUGUACACGGUGUUAGUUGUUUAUUUUCUAUUCAGAACAGUAUUUAGAAGCUCCAGAAAUUAUUUUGUAAUUUUCAUGUUGAAAACUUUUUAUCUAGAUUGUUUGAUGCUAAACAGUGUAAUGUGAGGAAAAUCUGCUGUUUUUAUUUUUCUGAGUGACUAAUACUGCCAGACUUUUGCCAAAUCAUUUGUAUGUGUUUUUUUUUUUGCUUUUAUUGUGUAAUAAGAAAUGCUUUAUUAAGCUUUAAAUGUCUAGAGGGCAAACGCUACUCUCUGGAAGUCAUCCAGCAUCCUUUUUAGAGCAGUGAUGAGGAAGUUGAAAUGAUUUCCCAAACCUAAUUUGGAAAAGUAACCAAAACAUAGUGUAAAAGUAGGAAGUGGAGACUGUAAGUGC
This is a messenger RNA of Rhinichthys klamathensis goyatoka, 979 nucleotides long. RefSeq lists its product as uncharacterized. The transcript has 2 exons. Bases 222 to 479 code for a protein of 85 amino acids. The record is from RefSeq and is a predicted model, not a curated record. Lineage: Eukaryota; Metazoa; Chordata; Actinopteri; Cypriniformes; Leuciscidae.